Rotaria socialis is the source of this 771-nucleotide messenger RNA. Lineage: Eukaryota; Metazoa; Rotifera; Eurotatoria; Philodinida; Philodinidae. The record is from the annotation of a GenBank genome assembly.
AUGUCUAAAAGGUCCCAUGAUAAUGAUAAUGAUGAUGAAGAUGACUACAUGUCUGAUAAAAUCUUAGCCGCUGCUGCUCAAGCAUCUGGUCCUCAAUUAUUAAAUCCUCGCCGUCGUGUACCACCUCCACCGCAACCACCAACAAUUCCUAAAGAAAAAACUCGCCAUUUAAUUGAAGUAGAACAACGUGAACAAGGCUUAUCAACGGCAAUCACAAGUGAUAAUAAAGGUUUUCAGUUAUUGAAAAAAAUGGGUUAUAAGGAAGGUUCGAAAUUAGGUGCAAACCAAGUAAAUGGUUUAAGUGAACCAAUAAAAAUAAAUAUUCAUCCGUCUCGAUCGGGCCUUGGCGAAGUAAAUGAAAAGAAAGAAAAAAGUCGUAUGAAAGAAGAAAUUAAAAACAAAUUUAAUCAACAAAUUCAAUCCACCUAUCAAGAUAAUUUAAAGCAAAGAUAUUACUUUAAACGCGUUCGUAUUGAUAUUGCGAAAUGUCAAUCUGUAUGCGAAAGACUUGAUAAAGAGAAAUUAAGUCUCGAAGAAAAUAUUCUAUGGAAAAAUGCUAACAAAGAAAAGAAAGAAGAUGACGACGACGACGAAGAAGAAAAAGAACAAGACGAAGAUGAUGAUGUUGUAUCUAAAAUGGAAACUCAAUUGAAAAAAUUGACUAAUUAUUUAAGAGAAAAACAUUUAUAUUGCGUUUGGUGUGGAGAAACAUUUGAAACUUUAGACGAAUUAGAAAGCACAUGUCCAGGAAAUGAACGAGAUCUGCAUUGA